This is a messenger RNA of Humulus lupulus (European hop), 1628 nucleotides long. Its product is annotated as N6-mAMP deaminase. The transcript has 11 exons. Gene Ontology annotation, molecular function: adenosine deaminase activity. Lineage: Eukaryota; Viridiplantae; Streptophyta; Magnoliopsida; Rosales; Cannabaceae. The record is from RefSeq and is a predicted model, not a curated record. Gene Ontology annotation, biological process: inosine biosynthetic process; adenosine catabolic process. The coding region runs from base 83 to 1186 and encodes 367 amino acids.
AUAUUCAGCGGAGAAAAAAAAGAUAAGGACGAAAGCCAAGAAGAACGAAGACGAAGAAGAAGAAGAACGAAGAACAAAGAAAAUGGAGACGUACCAGUCGAUGCCAAAGGUUGAGCUUCACGCUCAUCUUAAUGGAUCCGCCAGAGACUCCACUCUCUUUGAACUUGCUAGAGGCCUGGGUGAGAAAGGUGUCAUAGUUUUCUCAGAUGUCGAGCAUGUUAUAAUGAAGAGUGAAAGGUCCUUACAUGAAGUGUUCAAAUUGUUUGACUUGAUCCACAUUCUUACUACUGAUCACAAAAUCAUUACAAGAAUCACCAAAGAAGUUGUUGAAGACUUUGCUUCUGAUAAUGUUGUGUAUCUGGAGCUAAGAACAACCCCCAAGAAAAAUGAUUCAAUAGGAAUGACAAAACUCUCUUAUAUGGAAGCUGUAAUAGACGGUCUAAAGGCAGUUACUGCUGUUGAUGUUGCUUUUAUGCCCCGUAAUGGUGAAGCUGAUGCUGGUAGUGGCAUGGAUCCUGUACUUAUAAGUGAUACAUGUAAUGGAACAGCAAAAAAGAAAAUAUAUAUCAGACUUUUGUUGAGCAUUGACCGAAGGGAAACUACUGAGGCUGCGAUGGAGACAGUGAAGCUUGCUCUUGAAAUGAAACAUCUAGGGGUAGUUGGUAUUGACCUUUCUGGAAAUCCCAUGGUGGGAGAAUGGAGCACGUUUUUGCCAGCAUUGAAAUUUGCAAGAGAACAAGGUCUUUGUAUAACCCUUCACUGUGGAGAGGUACCUAAUCCAACAGAGAUAAGGUCAAUGCUCGACUUUAUGCCCCAGAGGAUUGGUCAUGCUUGCUGUUUCGAAGAAGAAGAAUGGAAGAAGUUAAAGUCCUUUAAUAUUCCGGUCGAGAUUUGUUUGACAUCCAACAUCAGGACUAAUACAAUUUCUUCACUAGACGUUCACCAUUUUGCUGAACUCUAUGAAGAAAAGCAUCCUUUAUCCCUCUGCACUGAUGAUGUUGGAGUUUUCUCUACUAGUCUUUCCGGCGAGUAUAAGCUUGCUGCUUCUGCAUUUGGUCUUGGAAAGAAGGAAAUGUUUCAGCUAGCAAAAAAUGCAGUUGAAUUUGUAUUUGCUGAUAAUUUAGUGAAGAGGGAUCUAAGAGAGAUCUUUGAUUCAGCUGCGAAUAGGCUGGAUCUAUUGCCAUGAUCACUUUUCAGAAGCAUCGGUUGCUUCUUAUAGUUUAUUUGUUUCCAGGUAAACUAUAUGGACAAUAGAGCUGCAAAUAUGAAUUUCCAGUCAUGCCUGAGACUGCUCAUCGUGUCUGGCAAAUGACUUUUGCACUUGUAGGUUUCUUAGCCUGGCCUGAGUAGUCAAUAUACCCUUGGUUAUAGACUCAAGACUAAAAACUUCAUAAAUUCAAUAUUCUUGAUAAAUUGUUGCCAGACCAUUCGUCCCUGUGUUUCAAGAACCACAUGACUAAGUUUAGUAUUAAAACUCCUGUUUUUAUCUCAUCUACUAUUAUUACUCAUGGAUUAAAUCAUCAUUUACUGAUAGAGAUGUUAUUAUGAUAAUAAUUGUCGUACUUAUAUUUUAGUAAAAUUACUUGUAUGCAUAUCGGCUGUUCUAUUCAUAUCCUCAGGUUUGACAU